GAACUGUGAGCAGUGACCCAUCCUCCACCGAGAAAUCAAUCUCCAAAGAAGGAUGGCUGUCUUGGAAGAACUUAUCGUCAAUUUGGAAGGCAUAGAGGCCGUCAAAUUUGGCGAGUUUACCCUCAAAAGCGGCCUUCAAUCACCCGUGUACUUUGAUCUCCGCGUGCUGGUCUCGCAUCCCCGGUUUAUGAAACAAGCAUCACAACUCUUAUGGCAGGUUCGCGAUUCUGCUGGUCCACCCGAUAUCAUCUGCGGGGUUCCUUACACAGCUUUGCCUUUGGCUACCAUUAUCAGUUGUGAUGAGAACGUGCCCAUGCUCAUCCGGCGAAAGGAGGCCAAAGGCUAUGGGACGAAAAAGAUCUUGGAAGGGCACUUUAAACCGGGGGAUGAGUGUCUAAUUAUCGAGGAUGUCAUCACAAGUGGGACGAGUAUCCUGGAAACCGCCGAAUUAUUACGAGAGCAUGGACUGGUUGUCAAGCAUGCUGUGGUGCUUUUGAAUCGGGAACAAGGCGGCGAAGAGAACCUCGAUCAACAUGGGAUCAAGGUUACGAGUGUGUGCAAGGUGUCGGAUAUGUUGGAAGUUCUCUUAAAACAUCAAAGGAUUGACCAAUCCGUGGUUGAGGCUGUGAGAUUGUUCAUCCAGAAUAAUCGUGCUUGUUUGCCACCUCGUGUCACGUUGAAGAAAAGUGUCGUGGAUGGCCUAGAUUUCCAGACUCGAUCUUCUAAGAUGCUUCAUCCGAUGGCUAAAAAGCUUGUGGAGGUCAUGAUUGGCAAGAAAUCCAACCUGUGUGCCGCUGUUGAUGUCACCAAGACAUCGGAGUUGUUGGGCUUGGCAGAGCAAUUAGGACCAUUUGUUUGCGUCAUUAAAACUCACAUCGAUAUUUUGGAGGACUUCCAAUAUGAACGAACGAUCAAGCCACUUCUCGCUCUGGCCCAAAAGCAUAACUUCCUGCUUUUUGAGGACCGAAAAUUCGCGGACAUUGGCAAUACUGUCUCGCUUCAAUUCCAAAAAGGCCUCUACGCCAUUGCCACGUGGGCUGAUUUGAUAACUGUUCACGGGAUCCCGGGUCCAAGCCUUCUUAAGGCCCUAGAAAAAUCGUCUGAAAGAUGCAUCGGGGCUGUCAUGGUCUCGGAAAUGAGUUGUGAAGGCAAUCUCAUCGACAGUGAAUAUACCAAGAAAUGCAUAUCCUUAGUUGAAUCUACCUCGUCCACGUGCGCCAUGGGCGUGGUUUCCCAAUCGCGCCUCUCCCAUCAAUCCGGAAUCCUUCAAUUCACUCCCGGGGUCAACUUAUCUACCUCCAAGGAUAAUCUCAGCCAAAGAUAUGUGAGUCCGGAGCAAGCGAUUCUGGAGCGAGGAGCCGAUAUCAUCAUUGUGGGCAGAGGACUAACUCAAUCCCCAAAUGUUGAACAGACCGCAAAAGACUAUCAAUCGAAAGCUUGGGAGGCUUACUUAACCCGAAUUCAGAGUUAGUCUUGCCCUCAUGUGAAUUGUUCGUCCCUGUGUUCUAAUAAUAAAACCUGAUGGACUUGCAUUGAAAGUCUGGUUCAUGAA
This is a messenger RNA of Tigriopus californicus, 1552 nucleotides long. It is a transcript of the gene r-l, whose product is annotated as uridine 5'-monophosphate synthase-like. NCBI's taxonomy places the organism in Eukaryota, Metazoa, Arthropoda, Copepoda, Harpacticoida, Harpacticidae. Gene Ontology annotation, biological process: 'de novo' UMP biosynthetic process; 'de novo' pyrimidine nucleobase biosynthetic process. The record is from RefSeq and is a predicted model, not a curated record. Gene Ontology annotation, molecular function: orotidine-5'-phosphate decarboxylase activity; orotate phosphoribosyltransferase activity.